AAGACGAAAAUGCUCGUGACCUCCUUAAAAUCGUGUUAGCCGUUGUUGGUACACUCUGUACAAUUAUUACCACAGUUAUGACCAUUGUAUUGAAAUGUUGUGAAGCAAGUAAGAAAAAGGACGAGUCUUUAAAUUUGAAAACAGAUGCAAAAGUCAAAGAUGAACCCAACACUGAACAUAUGAAGAUAGAUCAUGACCAACACUCGAAUGAUAUCACAUCAGAGCCGAUCCUAGAGACACCAGUUACAACGACAGAGCAGGAUACUGACGCGAAUGAUAUACAGUCAGAGGGUGACCAACACACGAAUGGUAAACAGUCAGAGCCUAACCAUGACACGAAUGGUAACCAGUCAAAGCCUGACCAUGACACGAUUGGUAUACAGUCAGCGCUUGACCAAGAAACGAAUGAUAUCGCACCUGGGCCUGAACAAGACCCAAAGGUUAUGACGUCGAAUAAUAACCAUGACAUGAACGAUAUUGAGUCAGAAACAGACAAUCGGUCAUUUGCCAUUAGACAUUGGAAGAUAAUAGCUAUAGCCUUCGGUCUGGUGUCUGCUGCGGUGUUUGUUGCAUUGAUCGUUGUUUAUGUUACAGACAAAAGCGAUUCGUCUCCGACACUGACUGAUGGAUUAAUUAAAGCUGAGACCAAUCCCACCUCUACAACCAUCUCCCUGCAAACAACGACUACAGAAACAACGACGAUCAUGCAAAGGGGAAGAGCAAUGACGGACUGGAUUAUUUCUACCAUUGUGUGUGGCACAGCCGUGUUGAUUUACAUUAGCGUCUUUAUUUAUUGUUUGUGCCGUACACGUGAAUCAAAAAGAAAGGAGCAAAGGUUUACGUUAAAUACGCAGCUAUAAAAACAGUGAGAUAUUGGCUCGAGCUCCCAAAGACCGGCGAAAAUAUCUCGAGCCAAGCGGAAAUAUCGAGCCAAGCGGGAUUGCUUACCUUCAGUUUAAAGAAAUCGGUCCUUUAAAUCUAGUUUGAGUC
Mya arenaria is the source of this 990-nucleotide messenger RNA. RefSeq lists its product as uncharacterized. NCBI's taxonomy places the organism in Eukaryota, Metazoa, Mollusca, Bivalvia, Myida, Myidae. The transcript is spliced from 7 exons. The coding region runs from base 78 to 860 and encodes 260 amino acids. The record is from RefSeq and is a predicted model, not a curated record.